Molecule: messenger RNA, 1946 nt
Organism: Lasiosphaeria miniovina
Lineage: Eukaryota; Fungi; Ascomycota; Sordariomycetes; Sordariales; Lasiosphaeriaceae
Exons: 3
Coding region: 119-1666 (515 amino acids)
Biological process (GO): regulation of DNA-templated transcription
Cellular component (GO): RNA polymerase II transcription regulator complex
Molecular function (GO): DNA-binding transcription activator activity, RNA polymerase II-specific; transcription cis-regulatory region binding
Source: RefSeq, a predicted model, not a curated record
AUUAUUUAAUUCAUUAUUUCGAAGGGGCGACAAACGCGUGAAGGGAAGAGAGAAGGGGCGAACUCUUGGCGCACGAGAUCAGACCUGUUGCUUGCUGCCGCUAGCCACGGUAUCUAACAUGGCGGACAACGACAAACAACAAGACGCCAACAACAACCCCGGCCGCCCGUCGUUCACUUCCUUCUGGAAGCGGUCAAGGGAAGCGCUAUCAGCAUCAGCCCGCCGCAACAUCACGUUCGUCUCGGACGAGAGCGUGGGACAGGAGGGACGUGGACACGGACACGGACACGAUGGGACAGCAGCAGGAGCACAAGAGGGCGGCGGUUCCUCGACCAGCACCCAGACGCCCCAAGACAAGGCCAAGCUACGCCGGGCCCAAGUCCGCAAGGCCCAGCUCCAGCACCGACAGCGCAAGGCACACUACAUCAACCAGCUCGAGGCCGACGUGGCCCGCAUCCGCGACAUGAUCUCCCAGACGGUGCACGACGUGCAAGUCCUGCGAAGAGAGAAUGGCGUCAUGAGAGCGCGGGUCCAGAGACGGCGGCAGGAGCGAGCGGAGGUCCAGCACGGCUUUGAUGUGACAACAGCCGCCCCGUUUGCCGCCACGACGACCAUCACAACCGCAUCAACAGCAACCAUCACCGUGGCCAAUGUCUUGCCGCCGCUAAACUUCUUGCCGUCGUUAACUGCCGACUCGCUGUCGUCGCUGCUGGCCAUGGACGUGGACGAGCCGGGGCCGCUCGAGGACAUCACGCUGAGUUUCGGCUUCGACGACGCGACAAACCAGCCGUGCUACCAUGUCAGCAGCUCGCCGAGCUCGAGCCACUAUGAGAGCUCAAAUGGGCAGCUCAGCUUGCAUAAAUAUCUGCCCGACCCUGGCCCCGAACCCGCCGUUGUUGUUGCUACUGCUGUUACUACUUCCUCCGCUGUGGAACCUCCCCUCAAGCAGCGGUCGACCCCGGCGAGCUUGUCCGACAUGACUCCCAAGCAGACGCAGGAAGCCAUCAACUUUAUACUCUCACUAGAGCACAUCUGCCGGGCUCACUUCCGGCAGUCCAACUUCCAGCCCGAGGUCGCUGCCCUGUCCAGCCGCGCAUCGGGUCAUACUAUGAUGGCGACAACACUGGCUCUACGAACGGCACCCCCGCAAGUGUUCAGGGCGGCCUCGCGCUCGCAGUUCCCUUGGGGACGGCGGCGGCGGCGGCGUGGAGGAGAGCAAAGCAUGACGCAGAACACAGACGGGGACGAAGAAGAGGCUGCCGACACGCCUCAACGAGAGGAUGAAGAAGAUGACGAUGACGGCCACAACCAUGACCAUGACCACGAAGAUGUCCCGGUGCUGAACCCCGCAGCCAGCAGCGGCGGCGGCGACAUGGGGCUGUCGUGGCAGGCGUCAGGGCUCACGCUCCACACACUGCACGGGCUCGCAUCAUCGCUCGUCCCGGGAGACAUUGAGGUCACGCCCGUGCAGGCAUGGUUCGAGCUUGCUGCACGUCACCCCGUCGCCCUGCUGCUCCGCGCGGAUAUCUUGGCUGCCCUCAAGCGCGAGCUGCUCGGCGUUGUCAAGUGCCCCCACUUUGGCGCCGUCAUGGAGCGCGCCGCUUUUGAGAGUGUCGUCGCGAGGGUUCUGGGAGGAGGAUGGGACGGCGAUGGGGACGACGAGUGAUGUGUGUCUUUUUUACCUUUUUGGGAGGGUCGGGUAUAAUGCCUAAUGAAGGCCGGGAUUUUACUUGCCAGGCAGGCAGUAGGAAGUGUGAUGGAUUGGGGCACAACAUCAUUAGGUAGCGAAACUAAAAAAAAAAUUAACUGGCGGAAAGGGCUGGGAGGGUCUGGGAGACCGUAACUCCCGUCGGUACAUACAGCAGGGUACUCGUAGACAUGUUUCUCUGCGCAGUGCCUAUGCAUGGGAUAGCUCUGUUAUACCAGUUUGACGGAACCACAUUUGU